Pyrus x bretschneideri (Chinese white pear) is the source of this 3092-nucleotide messenger RNA. Its product is annotated as general negative regulator of transcription subunit 3-like. Bases 119 to 2836 code for a protein of 905 amino acids. Lineage: Eukaryota; Viridiplantae; Streptophyta; Magnoliopsida; Rosales; Rosaceae. The record is from RefSeq and is a predicted model, not a curated record. Gene Ontology annotation, cellular component: P-body; nucleus; CCR4-NOT core complex. The transcript is spliced from 17 exons. Gene Ontology annotation, biological process: regulation of DNA-templated transcription; nuclear-transcribed mRNA poly(A) tail shortening.
GUGGAUAGAUUGGUCGUCUAAAUUUGUUCAGUUCGAGCGCAAUCGGGAAAACAAAGCAAUAAAAAACCCUAACCCUAGCGGGGUUGCAAUCAGAUCGUCCGGUUGCGGGAAUUAGAGGAUGGGUGCAAGUCGGAAGCUCCAGGGCGAGAUCGACCGCGUUCUCAAGAAGGUCCAGGAAGGCGUCGAUGUCUUCGAUAGCAUUUGGAACAAGGUUUACGAUACGGACAAUGCGAACCAGAAGGAGAAGUUUGAGGCCGACCUGAAGAAGGAGAUUAAGAAGCUACAGAGGUACAGGGACCAAAUCAAGACUUGGAUUCAGUCCAGUGAAAUCAAGGAUAAGAAGGUGAGUGCCUCUUAUGAGCAGGCUCUGGUGGAUGCUCGCAAACUCAUUGAGCGCGAAAUGGAAAGGUUUAAGAUUUGUGAAAAGGAGACUAAAACAAAAGCAUUUUCUAAAGAAGGAUUGGGCCAACAACCUAAAACCGAUCCGAGGGAGAAGGCCAAAUCAGAGACAAGGGAUUGGAUAAACAACGUGGUUGGGGAGUUGGAAUCGCAGAUUGACAGCUUUGAAGCUGAAAUUGAAGGGCUAACUUUCAAGAAAGGGAAGGGCAGGCCACCCAGACUGACCCAUCUAGAGACUUCAAUUACUCGGCAUAAGGCACAUAUAAUGAAGUUAGAACUUAUCUUGAGGCUAUUGGAUAAUGACGAGCUGAGUCCUGAGCAGGUCAAUGAUGUUAAAGACUUUUUGGAAGACUAUGUGGAACGCAAUCAGGAGGAUUUUGAUGAAUUUAGUGAAGUUGAUGAGCUUUACAACACCUUACCAUUGGACAAGGUGGAGUCCCUUGAAGAUCUGGCCAUUAUUCCUCCUGGUCUUAUCAAGGGUGCACCGAUGCUUUGCUUGAAGACUUCUUUGGCACCACUCGCAUCUCCAAUGCCUGUAUGUCCUCAAAAUCUUGAGUCAAUGCCCGCUGUUACUUCUACUAAUCAGCUGAGUGUUUCUGUACAAGAGCCAGUUGAAGAUACAGUUUCCCAGGACAGUAAUGCUGAUAACAUUCCUAGAACUCCACCUCCUAAAAGUGGUGCGCUUUCUUCGUCUCCUGCAUCAACGCCAACUGGGAGUCAUGCAACUCCUGUCUCUGCAAGUGUUUCAACUCAUAAUCUGCCCAGUGUGCCAAGUGUUUUGGCCAUUCCAGGUUCGAAUGCUGUUCGGGGUGUCACAGAGAAUGCAGGGGCUGCUAAUUCUUCAUCUCCUGUAAGCUUGUCUGCUUCUGUGAAGGAAGAAGAAUUAGCAAGCUUCCCUGGCCGUAGACCAUCACCAUCUCUUUCUGAUGCUGGACUUGUAAGGGGCAUCAGUCGAGGUGGCUUCUCUGCACCAAUUCCAUCUAGUAUCCCUGUUAGCUCUAGCAAUGUGGCUCCUAGUAAUAGUGCCCUUGGUGCAGUUCCUUCAGUUUCUGAUGUGACCAAGAGAAAUAUAUUGGGAGCUGAUGAGAGAAUUGGGAGUAGUGGUGUGGUGCAGCCGCUUGUUUCCCCCAUAACUAACAGACUGAUCUUGCCUCAAGCUGCCAAGGCUAGUGAUGGAAGUGCUCCAGUUGAUUCUAGUAAUGCUAGUGAGGCUGGUAUACCUGGCAGAGCAUUUUCUCCGUCUAUGGUCUCUGGCAUGCAGUGGAGGCCUGGAAGUUCCUUCCAAAACCAAAAUGAAGCAGGAAUGUUUCGUGGAAGAACUGAAAUAGCACCUGAUCAGAGGGAGAAGUUUUUGCAGCGGCUCCAACAAGUGCAGCAACAAGGUCAUAGUACCAUGCUUGGCAUGCCUCCUCUUGCUGGUGGAAAUCAUAAGCAAUUUUCUGCACAGCAAAACCCACUUUUGCAACAGUUCAAUUCUCAAAACUCAUCAGUGUCUUCUCAAGCUGGCCCUGGACUAGGAGUACAGCCCCCAGUUCUCGGUACUGUUGCACCUACCACCUUACAACAGCAGCUAAAUUCUAUCCAUCAACAGUCUAAUCAACAGCCAUUGAUGUCAAGUGGACAAAAAGAAGAUGCAAGUCAUCCAAAAGUUGAGGACCAGCAACAACAGAAUAUACCUGAUGAUUCUACUGCAGACUCUACCCCUAAUUCUGGACUCGUAAAGAAUCUAAUGAAUGAAGAUGACUUGAGCGCCUCAUAUACAAUUGAUUCUCUGGCCGGAGUUUCUGGCACUUCCACAGAGCCUGCUCAAGUACCACGAGAUAUUGAUCUCUCUCCUGGGCAACCUUUACAAUCCAAUCAACCUUCUGCUAGCCUUGGUGUUAUUGGCAGAAGAAGUGUUUCUGAUCUUGGUGCAAUUGGUGAUAACCUUUCUGGAUCAACUGCUAAUUCUGGGGGAAUGCAUGAUCAGUUGUAUAACUUGCAGAUGCUUGAUGCUGCUUACUACAAACUUCCACAACCCAAAGACUCAGAACGUGCAAGGAGCUAUAGUCCAAGGCACCCCGCAAUAACACCUCUUAGCUAUCCUCAAGCACAAGCACCUAUUGUUAACAAUCCUGCCUUCUGGGAACGGUUAGGUCUUGAACCAUAUGGCACUGAUACGCUGUUCUUUGCAUUUUACUAUCAGCAGAACACUUAUCAGCAAUAUUUGGCUGCAAAAGAAUUGAAGAAGCAAUCUUGGAGAUACCACAGGAAAUAUAACACUUGGUUUCAACGACACGAGGAGCCAAAAGUUGCCACGGAUGAAUAUGAACAAGGGACGUAUGUGUACUUCGACUUUCAUAUUGCAAAUGAUGAUCUACAACAUGGAUGGUGCCAAAGGAUUAAAACAGAGUUCACUUUUGAAUAUAACUAUCUUGAAGAUGAACUUAUUGUAUAGAAGAUGUUGAGAGGAUGCUACAGCGUUGAUCCUGAACCCGUCAUGGUUAGGUUGUAUAGUAAGAAUGGGGCUGGAAAUUCUUUCUUUGGGGCUCUACUUCUUGACCGAGUACAGCUUGCUUACUAGGCUUAAUGUUAUUGGUCGUAUCGAGUGUUUUAGUCUUUCAACUGUAAUGAAAUACAACAAAUACACUGCUUGCUGUUUCUUCAAAACUCCUCUUAGUCGAGUUGCCGCGUUGGUCGUGCGCGGUAUAUCA